GCCGCAGCCAAAAGCGGUCGCCCUCCCGUGGAGACAUGCAGGCUGCACUUAUUAAAUGUCGCAUCCAGGCAGUGAGAGUGGAGUGAGCUCAUUUUCGUUGCUCUCUCCGGGCAAAGCUCCUUCCCACUCGCUCGCUCGCUCGGCCUGAAGGAGCCGCUCUUGAAGGCCUGGGCGCUAGCUCACGGCCGGCAAUGUCGGCCAUUGUGCCCCCGCCGCCGGCAUUCCCGCCCCCGCAGGUGAUGUCGUACGGCGUGGCCGAGGGGGCGGCGGCAACGAGCGGCUCCUACGGUCCGGUGAUCGCCAUGCUGGCCAUCCUCGCCGUGCUCGCGGCGGUGGCCGUGGCCGUGGGGCGGCUCUGCUUCGGGCGCCGCGCGCUCGGCCGGGCCGGCGGCCACGACCUGGAGGCCUGGGUGGAGCGGAAGUGCGGGCCGUGCGUGGGCGCCGGCGUGCACUCCUCCGCCCCCGCCGGCGACCAGGCGAAGCAGGCGGAGGGUGACGACACGGCGGAGCUGCAGGAGCAGCCGCCUGAAGGAACGGAGCCAGGGGAGUGCAGUGGCAGUGGCAGUGCUGGUCGGUCCUGACCCCUGAGACCAAUUGCUCUUGCUGCACACUGUAAAUGGUUCCCUCAUUCUUCUCUUCGAAUUCGUUUUGGAAUUUUUCAAGUGGUAGCUAGCAAUCUCUACGUAGUACCGUAUUUGGAGCCUACGUUUUCCUCUUAGAAUUCCGUGGGAGCGAGAGUCGUGAUGUGUGUGCUGAUUUGGUGAUUUGGAGCCUCCAGCGAAUGCCAUGCGAAACAGGGCAGAUUUGAUGUUUGAUUGAUGCUCAAAUCACCGUGUCUAAAAAAUAUAUUUGCCGUGUCUCA
This is a messenger RNA of Aegilops tauschii subsp. strangulata, 862 nucleotides long. RefSeq lists its product as uncharacterized. Lineage: Eukaryota; Viridiplantae; Streptophyta; Magnoliopsida; Poales; Poaceae. The record is from RefSeq and is a predicted model, not a curated record.